Molecule: messenger RNA, 2508 nt
Organism: Anastrepha obliqua
Lineage: Eukaryota; Metazoa; Arthropoda; Insecta; Diptera; Tephritidae
Exons: 6
Coding region: 481-2034 (517 amino acids)
Source: RefSeq, a predicted model, not a curated record
UUACGGUGGCAUCUGGAUUGACUUGCGGUUCGGCUGUGAAGCGCUUGUUGUUUGCUUGUGGCAUUUGGCGCGUGUACUAUUAAAAUAUUGGUCGGCCAACAUCUAACGUAAAAGACCAACGGAGUUGGUGAUCGAAAGAAAUCAGUGUUUCGCGUAAAACUUUCGUUAGAGUCUACUUGGGUAUAAGUUGAAUAACCGUUUGAUGGAUGUGUAUGGCGUGGUGCGGCGGCGUAACACCUUAUAGACACAAUUUUAUUGUUUCAUAAAAGUAUCUACGAAGUGAAAAGCAAAAAAAAAAAACAACAAAUCAAGAAUGUGUUGCGAAAGUGCUGAGCCAGCUUCUUUUUAGUGGCAACUGUAAAAGGAAAAGAAAUGCUCACAUUUUGCUUUAAAAAGUGAAAUCUAUAAAAUCAAAAACUACAAAAUUUUGCAGUGAUAAAUUCAUAAGCCCCCUUCCCACUAAAUACACAGAUUCUCACAAUGAAGCGCCGAAAGUUGUUGCUCUGUUGGACCAUCCUACAUUCAGGCCUUAGCCUCAUUGCCUUUCUCACACUAUUCUUAAGCCAAAUGACACAAGCGGCGAUCGUACCACCACCGUGGAGUGAUCCCGAAAAGAAUCCCUGCGCCAGCAUGCCCGGCGGUUGGCAGUUACUCUAUUGGCCACCACUUAAACAAUGUUUCAAAAUUUUCACCAUCGGUUAUCCAUGUCCAGAAACAAUGGAAUUGAGCCCAGCGCCUAGUGUGGGCAAAACGAAGGCCGCGCGUAAUAAUGCACCAGCAGCUGAAUGUCGAUGUCCGCCGGGUACCGCAUUAAGUGCCGAGACAAAUAAAUGUCAUGACAUUUUCCAACGUGGACCAUGUGAACGUGGCGCCUUCUUUGCACCCUUGCCAGAAGAGCGUACGGCCGCUAAUGGUGGCAGAAGGUCCAACAAUCGUUGGGGUACUUGUAAAACGGCAAGACAAUGUCCAGUGGGCAUGAUUUACUGGCCGAAGGAUGGCAAAUGCUAUGCCCAGUACACCAAAGGGCCUUGCGUUAAGGGCAAGCUGUUAGUAUUAAACGAGGAUGAUCUGGGAGAGUGCAAGUGCGAAGCCGAAGGCGAGCUGCGUUAUUACUUCUACGACCAAGAGGAGACGUGCCACGAACACUACACCAAAGGUCCUUGCUCGACACCAGGUGAUCUCUUUUUGCCAGGUGGUCGCUGCGACUGUCAUCAGUAUUUACCACAUUACAGUGACGAACAUCAAAUGUGCUAUGAAUUGAACUCACCAGGUCCGUGCCCGCCUGGUCACAUCUUCAAUCUACCUGACAACUUCACCGCCGCUAAUACAGCGACAGAAAUUCCACGCGCCCAAUGCCAAUGCAAAGAUGGUUAUGUGCCUUGGCACGAUGGUCUAUGCUACCGUCUUUAUACAAGAGGACCAUGUGGGCCCAACGAGUUCCUUAUUAACGCGACCAGUUGUAUACGAAAUUUCUGCGGUAAAAGUCGUCUCUAUUUUCCCGAUCAGAAUACCUGCUAUCGCAUUGGUUCGCAAGGCCCCUGCUCAUUGCAUCAGGUGGUAGUAUUCGAUUUCACCGCACGUCCUUCUGUCGAUGGCAUUUCAUACAAUGGCAUAUGCGGUUGUUCCGGUGUCAUUUGGAAUCUCGAUCAGCAGUGUUCGAAUAUAGACAAUGGUGGCACAGAAGAGGAUAACACAUGCGAAUCCACACCUGGUAUGGUAGAAAUUAAUGGAAAUUGUUAUAAGUUAUAUACGAGAGGGCCAUGUGGACCGGGACAAUGGCUGGAGCCGCUCAAAACGCACACGACCGGCUUGCAAACGCAACGAUUUUUGGACACUAAAGCAAAAUGUGUGUGCCGACCGGGCUAUACACUCGCCGAAGAGACGAAAGAGAGUGACGAGAGCGAACUAAAUUUACCGAGAGCCCGCAUAACGCGCUGUAAUGCGCCUACUGUGGGUCUAGCCAGGUAUUUGAAUAAACAGCGCGAGAAUUCAAAGUUUAAUGCAAAUUUUAAUUUUCCCAAUUUUCCCAUUUAACACUAACAAUGAAAGGGAAUUUUAUAUUGUAUGUGUGUAAAUAUAAUAUACUUAAUUUAAGUAGUAUCGAAAUUCCGUAAACUCUUUACUGCCACAAGUCCUACUGUUUGUGUUGAAAAAGAAAAAAUAAUAAUAAUCUAUGGGCGCUCUAUUCUACGGGUGAAAAUGAAAUCUUCUCAGCACCUAAUUGAUUUCAACUUUCUAAAUAAAAAUAUUAUAUAAACUCAUUCACCGCUCUGAACUAUGCAUGUUUGUAAAUCUGUAUGUGUGGAUUCAUGCCCAUUUCUUCUCAACUAUCCUGCUAUCUCGCCAACUACGCCUCUGUCUGCAUGUACGUAAACUACUUCUGUGCCUGCGAAUGUUCCUCAGCAUGUCCGUAUGUUUGCCUUCAUUAAUAUUUUAUUAUAUGCGAUAGUAUGUAAAUGCCAUAUAUGUACAUACAUAUAAUAUAUACUGUAUAUUAUCUAUAGUUAC